AUGAUCGACCUGUGCGCCGCGCGUUCUGUGCGGAUAGCGACCCUGACGAUUCUGAUCUUCCUCACCACAGGCUACCUGCUCUCGGCCUCUACAUUGGCCUUUGGAUGGCGCAAUACCUUCGCGCCGGCGCGGAUCGAGUCCUGGCCCUACGUUGAGGUCGUGGUACAUGACGGGAAGGAAUGGCCCUACCGCACGUUCAAAUCCUCGGCGUGGAUGCCACCCAACAUGACGAUUACGCGGAACGAAGGGGCGCUGGCCAAGGGCUACUACAUCUUCACGGCAAAGAACAGGCGUCACUCGGGUGUUCUCGUGCAGAGUGCGCCCGUCAUCAUGACGGACGACAACGAGCUGGUGUAUGCGCACGACGGGCCUUAUGGCGCCAACAACUUUCGCGUCCAGGAGGUCAACGGCAAGCCUCACCUCACUGUCUGGCUCGGCGAGAGUGUCACCGGUCACGGAUACGGCCAAUUCUACACCAUUGACGAAACAUAUGAAGUCCAAACGAGUCUCUUCUCCGGCAAUGUUGCGCUGCAGUCCCUGGGGGCAGGGAAGAAGGCACCAGGGCUGUCGGACUUUCACGAGCAAGAGAUGACGGAGCGAGGGACGGUGUACAUGGUCGCGUACAACAAUACACAGGUGAACCUGACCUCCAUUGGUGGGAAGGAGGACGGUUGGCUCUCCGACAGCCUGAUCUAUGAGGUCAACAUGACGACGGGCGAGACACUCUUCACGUGGAGCGCCAAAGAUCACAUCCCCUUGGAGGCGUCGAAACUGCCCAUCAAGUCGUACAUGGGCGAUGGUUCAAAGGGCCACCCCUGGGAUCACUUCCACAUCAACUCCGUGCAGGAGAUUGGCGAGAAUCUGCUGAUUAACAGUCGGCACACCUUUGCCAUGUACCUCUUGAGCCGGAAAACGGGCGAGGUGCUCUGGGAGCUGAGCGGGCGCGGCGAGGGGGGUGACUUUGGCCCGCUGGCCGAGGCGGAUCGGUUCAAGUGGCACCACCAGGCGCGAGCGCACAAUGUCACCGAGGACGGCAUGACGAUCAGCAUCUUUGACAACCACAACAUGCAGGAGGACAACGAUACAGCCCCGACGAGAGGUCUCGUCCUCAGGGUGGACCUGCCGCCCGACGCCUCCAAGCCGCCUACCGUGCUGAGCAGUGUGCGGGGGGACGAGCCCUUUUACGUGGGCAGCCAAGGCAGCUACGAUCCCGCCCUGGAGAACGGGAACCAGCUCAUGUGCUACGGACCGGUCCCCGUGAUCCAGGAGUUUGGGCCGAAUGGCGAGGUGCGGUGGGAAGGGCGGUUUGGGCGUGACGACACGGUGCAGAGCUAUCGCGCGUUCAAGAGUGAGUGGCAUGCCACACCCGCGGAUUGGGACCCGCGCCUCCAUGUGGAGAAGAUCCACGACAGUGCUCGGCAAGACGAGCAACAAGUGGAGGGCUACGUGUCCUGGAACGGCGCGACGGAUGUGACGGGGUGGAAUGUCCAUGUGCGGCGCGGGGGAGCGUGGUCCAACAUGGGGCGGGCGGACAGGAAAGGGUUUGAGACGGUGUUCAGGGUCGCUGCGCCCGAGGGCUGCGUUGUUGUUGGCGCGGUGAUGGACGGUGUUGAGGUCAGGCGGUCGAAUGAGGUCUGUCUGUGA
Molecule: messenger RNA, 1644 nt
Organism: Emericellopsis cladophorae
Lineage: Eukaryota; Fungi; Ascomycota; Sordariomycetes; Hypocreales; Bionectriaceae
Exons: 1
Coding region: 1-1644 (547 amino acids)
Source: RefSeq, a predicted model, not a curated record